This is a messenger RNA of Acaulospora colombiana, 1026 nucleotides long. The record is from the annotation of a GenBank genome assembly. NCBI's taxonomy places the organism in Eukaryota, Fungi, Glomeromycota, Glomeromycetes, Diversisporales, Acaulosporaceae.
CACAAGGAUUCCAUUUCAACAGAAGGGAGUGAAAAUCAAUCCACGGAUGCACUCUCGCUCAUUAUCAAGAGCGUACAACCCCCACCCAUCGGGAAUAAGGAUGCCAAGAAUGAGGGGCACAUCCGAAAGCUCCUAUCUUACAAAGUAGAGCAAUAUUUCUAUGCCCAUCUAUCUAGCCAGUUACCCGAAGAAGCGAAGGUAGCCACCUACUACUCUCCAGUCGACCAGCAAGGUGUUGAACAGCCAGUCCAGUUGGUGAUAGAAGACCUCUCAGCUUCCUUCCCGAACCCUGCGCACAGAAACAUGAACUCGGAGGACACCAAAGUCGUACUCAAGUGGCUUGCCAACUUGCAUGGAACCUUUUGGGGGUUUCAUCGUCGUCCGGAGGUACAAGAAUCACUCGUUUCUCCACCCCUGGGAUAUGAAGGAAAUCAAGUUUCGGGUGUAUGGGGUCAAGGAACCUACUGGUAUUUGGACACCCGACAAGAAGAGCUCCGGAAUACCGACCAGGACGAAUAUGGUUGGUUACUGAAAUGGGCGAACAAAGUGGCAGCGACUAUGAAACAGGAAGAAGAGAGAUGGGGGACCCUUAUUCACGGGGACGUCAAAGGAGCCAACAUUGUCUUCUCAGCAGGAUCAGGUCAAUCACGAAGCUGUGCCCUCUACGAUUUUCAAUACACCGGAAUCGGCUUAGUGACCCGCGAUAUUGUGGUUCUCUUUGCGAAGAGCGUUCAAGCAGAGUUAAUUCAAGGUAUUGAACAGGAAAAAGAAUUGCUACAUGUGUAUCAUUCUGAGCUUCUUCGAAAAAUUGCAAGCCGGCGGAAUGAUGGCCAAGCAACAGGCAACUCGCCUAAUGACGAAUUUGGGGAAUAUAAAUUCGAAACACUUUGGCGACAUUGGGAGUUGGCCAUCGUGGAUUGGUGUCGUUUUAUGGCUGGUUGGGGAUUUUGGGGGAAUGACGGAUGGGUCAAAGGUCGUGCUAGGGAGAUAGUAUCGCGGUGGGACGAACACACGUUCAAUAGUUGA